AUGAGCGAGGAGAGCCCCGGCGCUGGGAACAAUACCACUGCACGACCACAGACUGUACGACCACAGACUGUACGACCACAGACUGUACGACCACAGACUGACGACCACAGACUGCACGACCACAGACUGUACGACCACAGACUGCACGACCACAGACUGCACGACCACAGACUGUACGACCACAGACUGUACGACCACAGCCCGUACGACCGCAGACUGUACGACCACAGACCGUACGACCGCAGACUGUACGACCACAGCCCGUACGACCGCAGACUGUACGACCACAGACCGUACGACCACAGACUGUACGACCACAGACUGAACGACCACAGACCGCACGACCACAGACUGUACGACCACAGACUGUACGACCACAGACUACCGUACGACCGCAGACUGUACGACCACAGACCGUACGACCACAGACCGCACGACCACAGACUGUACGACCACAGACUGUACGAUCACAGACUGUACGACCACAGACUGAACGACCACAGACUGUACGAUCACAGACUGUACGACCACAGACUGUACGACCACAGCCCGUACGACCGCAGACUGUACGACCACAGACCGUACGACCGCAGACUGUACGACCACAGACCGUACGACCACAGACCGCACGACCACAGACUGUACGACCACAGACUGCACGACCACAGACUGUACGACCACAGACUGAACGACCACAGACUGAACGACCACAGACUGUACGACCACAGACUGUACGACCACAGACUGUACGACCACAGACUGUACGACCACAGACUGUACGACCACAGACUGUACGACCACAGACUGUACGACCACAGACUGUACGACCACAGACUGUACGACCACAGACUGUACGACCACAGACUGUACGACCACAGACUGUACGACCACAGACUGUACGACCAGCCGUACAGACUGUACGACCACAGACCGUACGACCACAGACUGUACGACCACAGACCGUACGACCACAGACUGUACGACCACAGACUGUACGACCACAGACUGUACGACCACAGACUGUACGACCACAGACUGUACGACCACAGACUGUACGACCACAGACUGUACGACCACAGACUGUACGACCACAGACUGUACGACCACAGACUGUACGACCACAGACUGAACGACCACAGACCGCACGACCACAGACUGUACGACCACAGACUGUACGACCACAGACUGUACGACCACAGACUGUACGACCACAGACUGUACGACCACAGACUGAACGACCACAGACUGUACGACCACAGACUGUACGACCACAGACCGUACGACCACAGACUGUACGACCACAGACUGUACGACCACAGCCCGUACGAUCACAGACUGAACGACCACAGACUGUACGACCACAGACUGUACGACCACAGACUGUACGACCACAGACUGUACGACCACAGACCGUACGACCACAGACUGUACGACCACAGACUGUACGACCACAGACUGUACGACCACAGACCGUACGACCACAGACCGUACGAUCACAGACUGUACGACCACAGACUGUACGACCACAGACUGUACGACCACAGACUGUACGACCACAGACUGUACGACCACAGACUGUACGACCACAGACUGUACGACCACAGACUGUACGAUCACAGACUGUACGACCACAGACUGUACGACCACAGACUGUACGACCACAGACUGAACGACCACAGACUGUACGAUCACAGACUGUACGACCACAGCCUGUACGACCACAGACUGUACGACCACAGCCCGUACGACCACAGACUGAACGACCACAGACUGUACGAUCACAGACUGUACGACCGCAGACCGUACGACCACAGACUGUACAACUCACCUCAUGCAGUUUUUGCGUGGACUUGGAGGGCUGGCAGGUACAUCCCGAGUUCCAGUUAUCCGUCCCACACCCGCAGUUCCCCCCGCAGCGUUGGACCAGCAGACACCGGGGGAAGAAGACCGCGCUGGUGA
Knipowitschia caucasica is the source of this 1959-nucleotide messenger RNA. The record is from the annotation of a GenBank genome assembly. Lineage: Eukaryota; Metazoa; Chordata; Actinopteri; Gobiiformes; Gobiidae.